GAUAUAUGUCCAUGAAUUUGUGUAUAAUGAUAUUGCCAAAUUUGAGGUUAAAAUAUUUUGAAAUAAACAAAAAAGAAAAGUCGAAAUGGAUAUCGACGAUUUAGGUGAAUCAGAUUCACCGUCUUCCAAUAGAAGACGACAUAAGCAUAAAAAACAUAAACGUCGAAAAAUUCGUGAUGAUAGUGAAGGUUCUGUUGACAUGUCGAUGGAUGAAGAAAACAUCAAAGUAAAAUCACCACCUCCAAUGUUACCCAUAGAAAAAACAAAGUUAAUCAAAACUGAAUCGAAACCUGUAACACCACCAACAGUAACGACCCCAAUUAAUGCACCACCUUUAAAAGCAAACACAGCUAAAAAGAAACGGACUAGGGGCCGUGACAGUGGCACGUCCAGUGAAGAAGAACGUUGGUUAGACGCUAUCGAAUCGGGAAAAUUGGAAGAUGUGGAUGAUGAACUGAAAAAAAUCAAACCAAAAGAUCCAAAACUAAUGACAGCCCGUCAACGGGCGAUGUAUGAACGUGGUACCGACAAAGAAGCAUCACCAAGUCGAGAAACAUUAAUGUCCCUACCCACCGGAUACAAAGAGAAAGUUAUGACAGCGGAAGCAAUUCAAAAAGCCGCCCUAAAAUCACAAAAACGAAAACAGUUGGCGGAUGAAAAACGUGAAAAAGAUAAGAAACGUACAAUGGAACGAUUAUUAAAGAAACAAGAAACAAAAAUAAAUAAAUCGGCUAAAAUGAAAGCGAAACGGAACGUACCGUUAAUUUCAUAUAAACAAAAUUUACAGGAAAUCACGUUAUCGUUCCCAGAAACUGUUGAGUUUGAUAUGAGAUCGAAAUUAUUGAGUGAACAAAAAAUACCGGAACGGAUUUUAUGCGGUGUGGCCGGCUGUAAAAAUCCGAAAAAAUAUGCAUGUUCUAUAACCAAAGUGCCAUUAUGUAGUCUACAAUGUUACAAAAUGAAUAUCCGUUGAAUUACCAACAAUACCGAAACUACUUGUCAUUAAUUCUAUUUAUUUUUUAACCCGUGUUGUGAGCAUUUUGCUCACACACGAUUUAAAACAUAAAUAACUUUUUUUUUUAACUCCCGAAUGAAAAAAGUGGUGUUAUAAGUUUG
This is a messenger RNA of Chrysoperla carnea, 1116 nucleotides long. RefSeq names its product INO80 complex subunit B. The transcript is spliced from 2 exons. Gene Ontology annotation, cellular component: Ino80 complex. The record is from RefSeq and is a predicted model, not a curated record. Lineage: Eukaryota; Metazoa; Arthropoda; Insecta; Neuroptera; Chrysopidae. Gene Ontology annotation, biological process: chromatin remodeling. The coding region runs from base 86 to 973 and encodes 295 amino acids.